Messenger RNA from Penicillium daleae, 597 nucleotides. Its product is annotated as serine/threonine protein kinase CBK1. NCBI's taxonomy places the organism in Eukaryota, Fungi, Ascomycota, Eurotiomycetes, Eurotiales, Aspergillaceae. Bases 1 to 597 code for a protein of 198 amino acids. The record is from RefSeq and is a predicted model, not a curated record. The transcript has a single exon.
AUGAACUACGGGUACAAUGACCGCAACUACAACGCGGCCAACAACCGCGCCUAUCCCACCACUCCCUCCGCCUUCCCUCAACCCAUCUACCAGACUCAGGGGGCCCAGGACUAUGUUGACCCCUCCAAUCCCGCCUACGCACCCGGAUACUUCAUGGCCAACCCUCCGUACCCCGCGCAGGCCCAGUAUGCGCAGCAGCAACAACAACAGCAGUAUGUCCAGCAGCAGGCCCUGCAAUCGCCCCAGCCCGCCUACCAGACCCGCGUGGGCUACGCCAACGAUGGUACGAACGGCUUGAUCCAGCAGUUCUCCAACCAGGAUCUCAACGCCAACCGUGGGGGCUUCUUCAACCGAGCGGCCUCCCCCGCUUCUCGCCCUCGGACUGCUGGAGGGUCUCCCGCUGGCCAGGCGCAGGCCGCGCACUUGGCCCCUCCAGUGCCUCGCAGCCCGCGCCCGCCGGCCGAGAAUGAGGAGCUGCAGCGACUCCCAGAUCGCUACUCGGAGAAUGUGCACAAGCGUGGCAAGGCCGCAAAGGAACUGGUUACGGUCUUCUUCCACGAGAAUAUCGAACGGGCUCGGGAUCGCAACAUGCGGUAA